Molecule: messenger RNA, 1651 nt
Organism: Aspergillus piperis CBS 112811
Lineage: Eukaryota; Fungi; Ascomycota; Eurotiomycetes; Eurotiales; Aspergillaceae
Product: lytic polysaccharide monooxygenase auxiliary activity family 9 protein
Exons: 1
Coding region: 213-1520 (435 amino acids)
Source: RefSeq, a predicted model, not a curated record
UGAUCAAUGCCCAAGAAGUUUGGCAGAGCUGAUCAUCCGAGAAAUGUUUAAAUAGUAUGAACGGCCCUCGCAAUGAUUCUUCACCGCAAGCAGAUCGUUCUCUUCCGACUCGCCAGUCUUUCAUUCUUUUCACUUGCUGAUCUUCAUUGAUUGAAGUUCUUCCAUUCUUUCGCCACUCUUUAGAUAUUCCGCUGUGCGUGAAUCAAGAUAAAAUGCCUCUUUCCAAGAUCGUGGGAGUUCUGCUGGCCUCAGCUUCCCUUGUGGCCGGACAUGGCUACGUGUCGAGCAUCGAGGUGGACGGUACUACUUACGGUGGUUACCUGGUUGACACUUACUACUACGAGUCCGAUCCCCCGGAGCUGAUUGCCUGGUCUACGAACGCCACGGAUGAUGGAUAUGUCUCUCCCACCCAAUACGAGAGCUCCAACAUCGUCUGCCAUCGUGGCUCCGCUCCUGGUGCACUUGAAGCUCCGGUCGCUCCGGGUGGAACCGUCAAGAUGACAUGGAAUACUUGGCCCGAUGACCACCAUGGGCCAGUGAUCACCUACCUGGCCAACUGCAAUGGCUCUUGCGCUGACGUCGAUAAGACGGCUCUGCAAUUUUUCAAGAUCGAUGCUGGUGGCCUGAUCGAUGAUUCCGAGAUCCCCGGCACCUGGGCUACCGACAAGCUUAUCGACAACAACUACACUCGCAGCAUUACCAUCCCGUCUGAUAUCGAGGCUGGAAGCUAUGUUCUUCGCCACGAGAUUAUUGCCCUGCACGGUGCUGAGGACUUGGAUGGCGCCCAGAACUACCCCCAGUGCAUCAACCUGAACGUCACCGGAAGCGGCACUGCCACCCCGAGUGGAACCCUGGGAACUGCACUGUACAAGGACACCGACCCCGGCAUUUACGUCGACAUCUGGCAGAGCAUCAGCAGUUAUACCAUCCCUGGACCGACCCUCUACACCGCUGGCAGCACUGCCACCGCUGCUGCUGAUACGACUACCACUGCUGCUGCUACCAGCGCCUCGACGACCGAAGCCGCUGUCGUGACUUCUGCUGCUGCCUCUUCUGCUGGCGCUGGAUCCCAGACCACCAUGGUCACCUCCUCUCGUCCUCAGCCCACUGGUAGCUCCGACAGUUCCUCUGGUGUUGUUAGCUCUGAUAGCACCAACAGCCAGUCCGGCAGUGGCUCGGCGGCUGGCGGCCAGUUCGGUCAAACCCAGCCUGGCAUGGCAGGAUCCGACAACGCCAGCCCCUCCGACUCGGCCUCUACCCCCACCAGCUCCACCCCCAGCGCUGCUUCCAGCUCCGCAUCUUCGGCUACCUCGGGUGUCCUGAGCGGCUCUUGCAGCCAGGAAGACUACUGGUACUGCAAUGGCGGCACGGCAUUCCAGCGUUGCGUCAACGGCGAGUGGGAUGCGUCUCAGAGCAUGGCCGCAGGCACUGAGUGCACUCCUGGUAUCUCGGAGACGCUGACGAUCGCUGCUUCUUCGAAGCGUCGCAAUGUUAGCGGUCUGCGCCGUCGUCGCUUGUAAGAAUGAUGGCAGACUAUCGUAUUGUGAGUGGUGUUUGGAGGAUCUGCGGCAUACGUGGCCUACAUCAUUUUUCUCUUCAUGUGUAUACUUACGUUACCUUUGACCAGCUCUAGAAGCUUUGAUAGUGAAAG